Messenger RNA from Urocitellus parryii (Arctic ground squirrel), 2336 nucleotides. RefSeq names its product ARF like GTPase 6 interacting protein 6 (gene Arl6ip6). NCBI's taxonomy places the organism in Eukaryota, Metazoa, Chordata, Mammalia, Rodentia, Sciuridae. The record is from RefSeq and is a predicted model, not a curated record.
GGGUGGGGGCGGGGUAUGCAGCUUCUAGCGUUAGCGGUGGCUGGGGCCGGGAGCGCGCGAGCGCGCGCCUUGCUCGAAGCAAAGGGGAGGGGCGGGGAAGUCGCGAGGAGGAGUCCAGCAAAAGUUCGAGCUCAGAGGCACCGGCUGCUGAGCGCGUGCCGAGGCGGACGGGGGAAGGAGGCGUGUCGAGUAGCGUGGAGGGAAGUUGUGGGUAGGGGCGGGUGGAACAACGCGAAAGGCAGAAAGAGGUGGGUCGAUAAGGCAGAGUGAGCGCGCCGGGUGGUGAGCUCCUGCUAGCAGGGAGGCUAAAGAAGAGUGUGAGCGUAGAGGAGAAGAAGGAAGAAAGCAAAUAGGUUAGAAAAUGUGUAUCAUAGUGGUAUGGGCGGGCGCUAGGACCCGGCGUCGAGAAGAUGCGGCUUUGGGGCUGCCGGGUUCGCGCUCCCCUGGAGGCAACGCAGCAGUGCCAGAGGUCUUUGGCCGGGACGAAACACUGCAGGGAGGGAUGACUUGUCUUCAGCCGUCCUCGGCUUGAAUUUCCCUACGCAGAAUUCUGUAUUCCUUCCCGCCUAUUGCAGCGGGAUAGAGCUCCGGUCUCGGAUGGCACAGCCUCUCCUCCUGCUCCGCGGUUCCUUCUUGGCUCCACAGCCCACCCUUUAGCACCCCUGAGCCCCUGAGCUAAGUGGUCGAGGCCGUGGCGUGGCCCGGCUGCUGAUUGGCGAAGACGAGGGGGGGGCGGGGCUGUGGGAAACUCUGGGCCCCCGAGGUUCUGUGGUUAUUUCCCGCCAUGUCGUUUGUGGAGAGCGGCAGGCGUUYGGCUCCGCGGCGUCGCGGUCUUGGCACCCCAGCACCUUUCUCUCGGCCUUUGUAUUCUGUAUUCUCUCAGGGGGACAGCUGGGGUGAGGGCGAAGUUGAUGAGGUGGAAGGAUGCGAUCAAGUGGCCCGUGACUUGCGAGCGGAGUUCUCAGCCGGGGCGUCGUCGGAGCCCAGAAGGGGCUCCCAGCUUCUCCCGCCGGACGGCGGUGGGUCGCCGGUCCUACCCGACAAACGCAAUGGCAUUUUCCCCGCAGCUACGCGUAGCCGGGCCCAGGCUCGGCGAUGGCCGAUCCAGGUCCUGUCUAUUCUCUGCUCGUUGCUGUUCGCCAUCCUCCUCGCUUUCCUCCUCGCCAUCGCCUACCUGAUCGUUAAAGAGUUGCAUGCUGAGAAUUUGAAAAAUGAAGAUGAUAUAGAUACUGGACUAUUAGGAUUCUGGACUCUACUUAUAAUAUCCCUAAUUGCUGGAUUCUCCUGUUGCAGCUUUUCUUGGACAGUUACAUACUUUGAUUCUUUUGAACCAGGAAUGUUUCCUCCUACUCCUCUUUCACCUGCCAGGUUCAAGAAACUGACUGGACAUUCUUUCCACAUGGGCUAUAGCAUGGCAAUUUUGAAUGGCAUUGUAGCUGCUCUUACUGUGGCAUGGUGCCUCAUGUGAAACCACACUGGAAUGAUAUUUUGGCAAAAUUGUCAUUAUUUUGUAAUAACAGAAAAAAAAAAACAUCGCCUGCUCAGAAUACUAAGAAGUCAUUAUAUGGUUCAGAUACAUAUCAUCAUCAUCAUCAUCAUGAAGGAUCUUUUAAAACAUCAUUCUGGGGUCUAGGCAUUGAAAAUAUCUUGAGCAUUAAGUUUCGAGUACUUUUUAAAAGUAUAAGAUUCUUACCUCAUUCUUUUACUUUUGUUUGUGUGUUUCUUAUAAAAUAUAGAAAACAUUUUAAUGGAAAUCAAACUUGGACACUUGAAUACAGGAUAAUGCUUACCUUUCCAUGUAUAUAUAUAUACUACAAUUUUGCUAAGAAAUACUGUUAAUUGAGAUAGAAAUAUUUCUUUCUUACAUUUUACAUUAUGAAAACAAACUACCUACUUUCCUGACAUUUUAUAGAAGCUACUUUUAAAUAAAAAUAUUUAGUUUUUGAUAUUCAUAUAAUAGAAGGUGCAUUUAUAUCUUUUAUAAGGCAUAGUUCCUUAUGUUUUUUAACAUAUUUUCCUACUACAUUUUGAAUCUACAUUUUUUUUAAUUAUUGCAUCUAGACAACUUUGAAUGUUAUUUCUUGGCUUGUGCAAAACUAAUACCUGCCAUUUAUACUAAAUAUUUUUGUCUGAAACUAAUAAGCACAUUGAUGUAAGUUUAAAAUUAAGUAAACUUAUUUGUAAAAAAAAAAUUACUGAAAAGAUAAACUAUUUCAGUCAUUAAACUAUUAAGAAUUCGAGACUAUUCAUUGUUUCUAUUUUCCAACAUUUUACAUAUUUAUCUUAUUGUAAAUAUGGUUACUUCAUCAGAACUUAUUUUGUUUUUAAUAAAUGAA